Messenger RNA from Panonychus citri (citrus red mite), 1522 nucleotides. RefSeq lists its product as uncharacterized. NCBI's taxonomy places the organism in Eukaryota, Metazoa, Arthropoda, Arachnida, Trombidiformes, Tetranychidae. The transcript has 2 exons. The record is from RefSeq and is a predicted model, not a curated record. The coding region runs from base 140 to 1225 and encodes 361 amino acids.
UGAUAAUUUGAAGAUGAGGAAAUAACAAUUAAAAUAAGAAGAUAAGUUAACUGUAAAUUGGCUUCAUUUGAUUAGAUUAUUUUAUCGUGACAACUUGAAUCAACUAAUCACAAUUAACCAGCAACGUUAGAGUAUCCUAAUGAUAUCGCUAUCAAAUCUCAUCUCAAUAGUUAAUCAGCUGAUAUUACCAAAAGCUAUUCUCAUCAGUGUUACUCUGUUAAUUGGUUAUACUAAUUGUACUCAAGGGAUUCUGUCAACCGAAGUUACUACCAAUGGUCAUCAGAAUGGACCUUUCAUACCAGAAUCACCGGUGCAAUACUUGAUUGAUCCAAGUUUAUUAACUCAAUCAACGUCCAUCAAUUCAUUGGCUCCAAUUGAUUUAUCGAAUGUUGGAAAUUUAUUUCAAUCCGGUGAUAAUCAAAGACCACAGUUUAUCCCGUUAGACGGUGAUAUCGGCAGUUCGAUUGCUAGACAGGUAUUACAUUCGUUUGGUAUACAUGAUGGACAAUCAGAAAAUCUUAAUGAUGGCGGAGAGAUAGUUAAAGUUAUCAAGAGUAAAAAGAAUCAAGGAUCAACAAUUGUUGAUGGUAAAUUAGGUCAACAAUUACCUAAAGGAGCAGUUCUGAUAUAUCGUGAUGGCGAUGAAGGUGACGAAAGUGACGAAGGUGAGACAACCUUUUCAACUCUUAAAAGUGGAAAUGUUGAAGCCGAAGAGGAACCUGAAGGUGAUGAUUCUGAUUCUGAUUCUGAUUCCGAUAAAGAAAAGACUACUGUUGUUAGAAGUAAAAAACCAGGUAGAUUGAUUGUCAAGAGAAUUGUUAGAAACAAAGAUGGUGAACUAACUGCUAUCGAUUGGGUUGAAGACAAAGGUCAUAAGAAACAUGGAUGGAAAAAUUUAUACCAUAAAGAGGAAUGGGGAGAUACUCAGGAGAAACAUGAUCUACUUCGGGAUAAAGGCUGGAAGAAACGAUUCAAGGAUGAUCAUGGAGAAGAUUCGAAAUCAAUUGCUGGUCAAUUAUUGGCGAAAAGGCGAAAGUCAAAGAAAAGUUUAAAGAAAAAGAAGAAAAAAAAUCGAAAUGAUUCGGAUGAAGAAAAUUCUGAGAAAAAUGAUCAACAUCAAUUAUCUAAUGGUUAUCGUAUUCCUCAGAUCUUAUGGAAUUAUUUGUCUCGUCAAAAUGGCCAAGAAUCUCCAAUCGAAGAGCUUAAAAUAUCUAAAGUAGCCUAAACUGCUUUCUUAAUUAUCCGUUGAGUUAAUUUCUAACUUUUCAAUUUUUUAUUAUUUCCAACAAUCAGCUGGUUUGAUUAAUUAUUUCUUAUUGUCAUCUUUCAACUUUAUCCGAACAAAACAACAAUCAAAUCUCUACCUCUUCUUAAUUAUCGAGAUUCAAUUCUUAACAUGAUCAAUCAAGGUAAUUUUGACGUUUAAAUUGUCAAACUUUUGUAACAAUUGUGUAGAUUCAAUUUGAACUCUAUCUCUGAUCAUUCAAUCAUAAAAUGAUGAUUAAACUUGUUCUUAAACUUA